AUGGCGGUUGUUGUUGCCGAAAGUAACUCAGAUCUUAGACAGCUUUUCCAAAUCAUGUCGCCAUGCUUUACUCCAGAAGAAUCAGAGAACGUUUUGCUGUCUUUAAAACAGAGUUAUGGUGGGAAAUUUAACUCUCUGGACAAUUCCGAUUUGUUGAAGUGUUUCCAUCUACUAGAGAAGCAUGGGUACGUGACUGAAAACAACCUCAAACUAAUCGAAGACUUCAUUGCUCUGAAAUCGAAAAAAAGAGUACUUAUUGAGGACGCUAUAAAAAGUUUUAAAGCCUCUCAUCCGGUUACAGCUGAUCAAGAGAAGAGAUUGCGUGGGCGGAACGAUGAAAUCACGAAAAUCAACAGAAAACUGGAAUCAAAAGAUUCUGCAGCUUUAAACUUGUAUGGGUCGUCAGGUGUAGGAAAAACAAAACUUGCAAAAGAGGUUUGCUCACAAUGGCGAGGAAUUUAUCGUGUUUUUGAUCUUAGAAAGGUAAAGGAUAUGAGAGCGAUUUAUUACAGCAUAUUACAUAUUCUAGAACUACCUGUCCCAGUGGGUUAUGUUGAACUAAAGAAUGUUGUGGCCAAAGUUCAAGAGAAAAUUGAAGAGUUGCAGUCGAAACGAGAGGGACAUGCUGUUCUGUUUAUGCUGGAUAAUGUGGAUCGAUUUACUGCAGGAGAAGGAAAGGAGGGGAAGAACUUGAAAACAGCUUUUACACAGUUUUUAGAGAAGCUUUUAGCGAGCAAAGACAAAAGAUCCAAAUUGAAACUACUUCUUACAUCAAGGACUCAAUUAAGAGAUUCUAAAAGGGUGGAAAAUUUUGAGGUUAAGCCUCUAAAAAGAUCCUUUUCGGAAAAAAUUCUUUUUCCUGCGGGGACGCUUGACGUCCAACCCCAUCAGAUGGAUAAAUUUAUUCAGGCCACUAAAGGAUCUCCCCUUUUUCUGGAAAUACUGGAUCCUAUUUUACGACAAGGACGGAAGUCUGUUGAUGAUCUCAUUGUGAGACUCACUCUUACUCCAAAGAAAUCAAAAGUGGAGGAAGAUGCUUCAGAAAAGCCAUUCGAUUUUGAAGAAGAUGGAGUAGACAUGGUCCAGAUGUUUGUAAUGAGAGAAUCAUUUGACACACUUCCUACUGAGAGUUUAAAGGUAUCUGCAGUAGUGAUUUCCUUGUUUCAUGGACCUUUCACUGUAUUAACAGCUGCCAAAGUUCUUGGUAUUGAUCAGUCAGAGGCUAUCGCUUUGUUAGAGGGACUUGUAGCCAGCCGAAUCAUUUUUGUAGUCGAUGAAGAGGCAAAAGAAAGGAAGUAUGACAUUCACCCACUCCUACAGAAGUAUGCUGAUAGUAUCACAAGUCAGGAAAACUUCUGUGUUCCCUACCUGGAGGCAAAGGCACGCUUUUAUGAACUUUUCAUGCACAGGAUGGAGGAAAUUGCCAAAUACAUAGAGCCAGACUAUGUCAAAGCAUUCCAUUUGUUUGAGACAGACAGAGGAAACUAUGAGUUCACUGUUGACAUAUCCCUACAGCCAGAAUAUUUCAGUGUUCCAGGUGAAUUCCAUAAAAAUGCUUUGAUUGCUUCCCUUUUUGAAGCAAUGCUGAAUGACAAACAAAUUGAGGUGUUUCAUUCCUGGGCUGAGAAGUGUGAAGAAGAUGGAAAAACAGGCUCUCUCACACGAGAACAGUUGAAAUGCUGGGAAGCAAAGCAAGUUCUUGAUGUCCAUGGAACAGAGAAAGCAUUAGAAGUAUUGGCAACAGCUUUCUGUUCACUGGAGGAAGUUAGAGACAAAUCCAGUAAUUUUUUUAAGCUAACCAAAGGACUUUAUUUGUAUUCUGAGGGUGAGAUCCUUUGGAGAAAUGGAGCCUUUCAGAAAGCACUUAAAAGUUUGGAGUCAUCCUUGGAGUUCUCUGAGAGUCUGCUGAAGGAGCACACAACUCUUGCAAGGUGCUACAAUGCUAUUGGAAAUUGCUAUUCCAGUCUGGAAGAAGAAGUGAAAGCACUUGAGUUCUACAAUAAAGCAUACAAUAUGCAAAAGAAACUGGCAGGCUCUGAACAUCACUUUGACAUUCCGAUUUACAAGAAUCAAAUUGGAGCUGCUUAUGUGGGUCAAGGAGAAUUUAAAAAAGCAACCAAGUGUUACAAAGAUGCCUUGAGCCUUUUAAAAGAACUCAAACUUUUAGGAUCGUGGGAUGAAGCACAGUUUCUAAGAAAUCUUGCCAAUGCUUACAUUCACAGAGAGAAGUAUGAAAAAGCAGUUGAACCUGCAGCUAGAGCUUAUGCCAUAAGGAUGAAGAUCCUUGAAAAUCACCCCCUAACUGUGCAGAGCAAAUACCAACAAGCACUGAUUCAGUGGUACUUGAAUGAAGAUGAGAAAUCUUUGCAGCUAUUUCUUGAAGCAUGGAAGAUGGAGAAAGCACUCGAUGCAGGAAACCACAGUCCAGUAUGGCAAGACAUUAUUGCAAAUGUUGAGACAUUGUACGAUAGUUUAAGGAAAAGAAAUCGAAAGAAACAGUUUAGAAAAGAAGCUCUGGAAUUUUGUGAACGUCUCUGGGAGGAGAGGAAAAGCUCAGCAUUGUUUUGCUUUGAUGGUUUUGAUAAAGAAAUAAUUGACACCAUUUUGCAACUUCUUGGUGACAAGAAAGACAAGUACCAUAUAUACAAAGCAGAAAAGGAACAAUUAUCCGAAAGAUAUAGUGCUGCAAAGGAAGAUUUUCAAGAAGAGUCUGAUAAGACCCAAAGUGUUCCUCAUCACUUACUUGCAGCCUCUGAAGGGGACAAAGUACCUGAUACCAAAUCAAAAGAUGGAGAAGAUGAGGAGGAAGAAAUUGAAGUGGAGAUAUCAGAUGAAGAAGAUACUACACCAAACCCUGCAGAUACCAAAAAGACUGUGAUCAAGAGAGAUAGAAUAACCGACAAGGGAGACACAUGGAAUCUACCAGAGGCUGGUGCAUUUAUCACAUUUUGCCCAGGAAUCAUGAAAGAACCCUUGUGGAUCUGUUGUUCCUUGUGGAGUCCCAGGUCCCUCUCUCCUCCCAUAGACAGUAAUGAGCUCUUAGUGAGCAAUGUGAUUGAACUAUCUCGUGAUGGCCCACCAACUCUAGAGUCUAUGGAAGAUGCUACAGGAAGCAUAACAGUGGGUUUGUUGCACAGUGCCUCUGAUUUUAAGGGAUAUGAAGUGGUUAUUAAGACACUGGUUGACCCAGAAAGCAACGAGUGGUAUGAUUUGGAAACUAGAAUCGUUUGGGAUACAGCAGAGAUGCGGCCAGCCAUUUCCAAGUGGACGUGCCCUUACGCUGAAGCUACUUCUACAAUAACCCGUUUUUCCUCUUUCGCCGUGAUUUGGCGCCUCAAGUCUUUUACGUUUCCAAAGCCAAACUCUAUGACCCCUGAGUUUAUCUGUUCAGUGCCAGACUAUCCAAACGUCAGUAUUGUAAUCCCUUGGAACUCUCUUCCUGAGAGCACCGACUUCUGCUUGACUCUGAAGAUUCAAGAACCACCAAGCACUGACCAUAAAAGAGAGGAAGUGUUAGUUGGUCCGAUUCUUCACGUAUUGUGCUCGCAUGAAGUGAAGCUUUCGGAGCCAGCGAAAAUAAACCUUCCUCUUGAAUUUUUCGAAGGGAAAAGAGAACUGGUGCAUUCCGGUCAGUGGAGGAUAUUUCACUUUCAACAGGAGUGGGCGGACAUCACAGAUCAGUUGGAGAUGUCCGUCUCCCUUUCGGAUGGAAUAGUGACAUUCAAAGUGAAAGCUUUCUGCCGGUUUUGGCCUUUGAUAGCCACUGUUAAUGCUGGUGAUAUCUCUAAUCUGGACCGGAGAUCCAUGAGACAACGAGCUGGAUUUUUAGCUUGCAUUUGUCGUGAUGACGAGAGGUUCUUGCUGAAAUUAUUCUGUUUUCCUUUGAAUUGGAAAUCCAAAGUGAAUGAGUACAUUUCAUGUUACAAUGUGAUUUAUCAAGGCGAUGGAAACUCGAAGAAACCGCUAUUCAACGAGGACCAAACGUUUGUGUCUCUUUCGGAAGGACUGAAGGUGCACGGAGAAAAAAAUAUUGAAGACCUUUCGUUAACGUUUUUCGGGGAUGGAGAAGACCAAGAAAAUGUGUACGUUACCAUUAGGGAUAAAAGUAACAUGUCAGUAGACUUCUUGAAAUGGCUGAACGCUGAAGGGAAAAGAGACCCCGAAUGGAUAUGCAAAGUUCCUAUGAUUCGAAGAUUUUCUCCGCAGGAUCCAUCUUCAUGCGCUCAGUACAUUCCAUGUAAAACAUUACUCAGGAAAACAGAAAUGAUGAAAACCCCAGUGGAGUUUUUUGGCAUUCCAGUUAAUGAUGAAAUCUUGUCAAAUCCGCGGGCUAGAGACGUUCUCGCGAUUGGAAAACAAUUCGUUGGUUCAGAGGUGUAUGAAGAUCUCCUUCACCGCCUUGAAAAAGCCAGUCUGAAUGAAAGGCAGACAAUACAAAGCUUCUUUGAGAUUCUUGCAGGAUUGAAUAUCGAAUUCCAAAAUGGGUGCUUUGACGCACUUGUCAAGAAACUGAGUACCCAUGGCGGAUACCAACAUGUGGCUGAUCGACUCAAGGAAGGUAAAGAUGCUGUUUGCAAAUCAUUGCAAACGAAUCGGGAAGUGAAGAAAAUUGUAUCAGAAAAAGUGGAGCAUGAUUGGAAGAGCCUGGCGAGAGAGCUGGGGCUUACAGACGGAACAAUUGAUGCGAUUUCUGAGGAAGAGCAAAAUAAAUGUGGAGAAUGCUGUUAUAAAGCUCUACAAUGAUGGUGUGAAAAGAACGGGGCUUCGGCCACUAUCAGAAGAGUCAUGAUCGCUCUGAAUAGAAUAGGAUUAGCGGACAUCAACAACAACAUUGUAGAUUGUCUUAGUUUGAGUUGUCUGGAUCAAAGUUAGACUCAGAGAACUGAUAAAAUUGAAAGAAUUAAGCAUGCAAUUGGUAACUUAAAAGACGUAACUGUGUACUUCAUUCAAUGCACAACGCACUUUGUUACACAUACAACGAAACGAGCAAUCACGUGAUGCCAAAUUUGUCACGGUCAGGAAAACAUCAUUCCCACACUUCCACGGACAAUGGAAAAUUUGCAUGAUUUGAUAAUGGAACUUUGUCAUGCGUACACAUAUGCAGAAAAUUGGCUUUAGAUUAAGACUAAUAGCUAAAAUUGAAAGUCUUUGGUAAAUAUCUGUAAAAUUUUGAAUUUUUCAAAGUUUGAGAUCUUUGGAUAUGGUUCAAAAGUCUGGCACUUUGAUUUUAAAAUAUUUUAUGCGAGAGGGAGAGUUUACCACUCAGCUUCUUGCUUUUAUCCUGAACGUAAAAACGUUAAAACUUUGCUCUUUAGUAUCAGUGGUCUCAAAAUUGGAAAUUCAGCAGAAGGAAAUUUUCGAGUUGCAAGAACACUUACUUCGAAAAUGAGGCCAGGUGCAAAAUCCCUCUCGCCGUGAAAAUGAGUUUUAUUCUAUGAGAGCAAAAAAAAACAAUUUCAUAUCAAAGUUUCGCAUAUAUCCGUCCUUUUCAGGUGUAAAGGGGCCCCGAGCAUAUCGGCGAAAGGGCUCUUAGCUUCACACUCUUUCCAUUCUCUGUAUCAAAAAGAUCUUUAAUAAGGACAUGGUAACAUGGAAAUGUCACCGAAAGGUGCUUUCUUAGACCUUCCUAGGUUAAUUUUAAUACGAGAUAUUCUUUAAACUUUGUUCAGAUCAGUAGAAAACUGAUCAUUUAAGGCUGACUGCAUUUUUUGGAGCCCAACAUUUUAAAGAAUAUUAUGCCCAAAGCAAAUUUUCAUCUAAGUUUGUCUGACAGGAUAGACUUGUUUGGUUGUAUACGUAAAUACUCGUAAGUAGAUCAGUAUUUGUACUACCAGGAGCCAAGUUUUAGUCGGGGAAAAGUGUACCAUACGAUGAUUACACACUGACAAAUUGUUGUCAUGAAAAGAAUAUGGCUUAUGAAAUAACUUAUUAACAGAAAAAGUGAGCUACUAAAUAACUAUUUAAGAAUGCUUAAAUAUGAAAUAACGAUGCUUUUUUGCAAUUUUUCUCAAUGAUCUCUCCAUAUCAAGCUAUGAUGUUUAUAAUUUUUAGCAGA
Molecule: messenger RNA, 6055 nt
Organism: Stylophora pistillata
Lineage: Eukaryota; Metazoa; Cnidaria; Anthozoa; Scleractinia; Pocilloporidae
Biological process (GO): signal transduction
Molecular function (GO): ATP binding; ATP hydrolysis activity; protein binding
Source: RefSeq, a predicted model, not a curated record